AUGAAGGAUUCAGGUGCAGCUUCUCCUGUGUUUAACUAUGUCUCUAAGAGUGUUGACGAAGUUGCACAGCCACAGUUUGCUUUCGCUUCGUCACCUGCAGUUGGUGAAUCUGUUGACGUAAAAUCUGGUGCCUUUUCAGUCCCCAAACCUGAAAGCUCAAGCAGUGUAUCUGCCGUUGUAGCUGCUGCAACAAAUUCUGUACUCAAACCACUUGAAUCAGAUAAAGCUGAUAAUAAGAAUAAUGCUGGAGUCUCUUUUAGGAUACCUGAAACUGCUGUGUUCUCUGUAUCAUCAGCACCAUCAACCACAGGCAUAUUCUCCAAUGGCACCCCUUCCAAUAAUUCAAGCCUAAAUAAUGGGUCAACCCCUCCAUUUUCUCCCUCUGUUCCUUCAGCUUUUUUGACAAGUCCAAAUUCAUCGGGUAGCAUGACCCUCACUGCCAACACAAACAGUGGUAACAACAUCGCUAGCGCAACUGCGGUCACCACCGACAGUUGCAAUGUUUCUAGCGCAGCUCCAGCACCUUCAUUUUCACCUGUGCCUAAUUUCAAAGUUGAAUCCUCCACAGCUUCAACUGCAGUAACCACCAACAGUAGCAAUGUUCCUAGAUCAAAUCCAGCACCUUCAAUGCCAGCUGCGCCUAUUUUAUUUGAAUCCUGCACUGCUUCAAUUGCAGUUACACCAGUCCCAGUAAAUUCUUCCUUAGACUCUUUUGAAGGAAAGAACAAGGAAGACAAGGGCUUUGGUAAUCUAAGCAGCACCUCUUUUGCUGCCACAUCUGCUGCCAUUCCAAGCACAGGGAGUGGUAUGUUUGGAUUGGUUAGUGGUGGUGCUGCUACGACUUCUGCUGCUAACCAGUCCCAGGGUACUCGUUUUGGUGCUGGCAGUGGAUCUGUUCCUAUUUCCCAGCGGACUGGAAUUGCAUCAUCAGCUGCUUCACCAUCAUUCGAGUUGUCCGGAAGUACUGGACAGUUUGGCUCAACCUCUGCUCCUAAUCUGUUUAGUUCAGGAGCAAGUACUGGACUUGGUUCUUCUGCUUCCUCAUUGGAAGCCAACUCCAGUAGCAGUACUGCUCCUGGCAUAUUUGGUUCCAGUUGGGAAUCCCCUAAGUCUCCUGCAUUUGCUUCCACAACAUCUUUGUCAGCUGGGGUUUCGUAUGGAGCAUCCUUGGCUACUUCUGCACCUACUCUAUUUGGAGGGUCCUCGACUGCUGCUACUCCUAGUAACGCGCCUUUUGUCCUUGGAGGAUCCUCAACUGCUGCUGCUACUACAAACAGGGCACCUAUAUCGUUUGGAGCUUCUGCAGUUUCUUCUACAAAUGCCAAUGGGGCAUCUAUGAUGUUUGGAUCAUCCAAUGGCGCAUCCUCAACUUCGAUGUUCCCAUUCACUUCAUCUGCAGCUAGUACUGCCCCAUCACAGCCUGCAUUUGGCACUGGUGGUGACAAGUCUAACCGAAGAUUUGUGAAGGUUGAACACAACAGGCGGCGGAAGAAGUAAAAGCAUCAGUGGUAAAAUGUGGGUGGUGUGGUGGUUGUUCUCUGUUCUCUGUAUGAGGGUGAAUAACUUUAAUAUGCAAGACUAGAUACAAGAGAUUGCUGGUUCGAUACUGAUGAAGGUAUAAUUUUCCUUCUGUGGUUAGGAAGAUCAGACUAUUCUGUUUGCUCUACAUAUAUAUUGUUUCCCUCUUUCUUUUUACAAUCGAGCCAAAUUUUCGUGGUUGGAAUGAGAGGUUUUUCACAAUUUUAUACCAGUUUGUAGUCGGAACAUUUAUGCUUUUGUAUUAGUACAUGUAGUAGGUGAAUGUUUUUGUAUUAGUAAGUGUAGGUGGUAUUAGGCUUUCUGGCUGGGCAAUUGUGUUAGCAACUGUUUUCUGUGUACUCUGCUAUUUGUAACAUAAAAGGAAACAGCGGUGAAUGUGUCCAAGCU
Prunus dulcis (almond) is the source of this 1926-nucleotide messenger RNA. RefSeq names its product nuclear pore complex protein DDB_G0274915-like. Lineage: Eukaryota; Viridiplantae; Streptophyta; Magnoliopsida; Rosales; Rosaceae. The transcript is spliced from 2 exons. The record is from RefSeq and is a predicted model, not a curated record. Bases 1 to 1497 code for a protein of 498 amino acids.